AUGAAAAGAGGAAGUGGUUAAGAAAGUAAAUCAUUAAAACAGAUCAUAAAGAAAGAAAGCAAAUAUGGGAGUUAUGAAACUGCUGCUGCUGCUUCUCUUGGUUCUCUUUAGCUUCACUUUUCAUGUAUCAUUUUCUCAGCUUGCCAAUAACUCAGAAAAACCACCAAUAUAUGAAUCAGAUGGUUCUGUAAGUAUUGGCAGCAAUGGAGCCAUAAACCAAAGCAAAUAUGCCCAUGCUAGUUCAAGAGGUGGAGGAGGGGGUGGUGGUGGUGGUGGGAGCUCGGCUAGAGGGAGCAACGGAAAUGGUGGUCAGUCUAACUCCUCGCCACGAGGGGGUGGCUCGAUGAUACCUGUAUAUGCUGCUGGUUCAGGAGCCGCGGCUAAGCGCAACAACCAUCACAGCGCUGCCGCCAUUUGUAGCAAGUGCCAAAAAGAUAGGCAUUUGAUUGCCGUAACCACCAUUUUAACAUCAAUUUUACUAUAUAUGUCUAUGUAAAAAUCCACUUGAGUGUGCAGUGCAUUUGUGUAUACGAUUGUUUCUAAUUUUGUACUUGUUUGUAGUGGAUAUUGGUUGGAAUAAUGUCUCAGUUUAUUUCUUUUUAGGAUUUA
Molecule: messenger RNA, 609 nt
Organism: Helianthus annuus (common sunflower)
Lineage: Eukaryota; Viridiplantae; Streptophyta; Magnoliopsida; Asterales; Asteraceae
Product: glycine-rich protein 5-like
Exons: 2
Coding region: 65-496 (143 amino acids)
Source: RefSeq, a predicted model, not a curated record